Messenger RNA from Aphidius gifuensis, 4479 nucleotides. Its product is annotated as protein artichoke. The transcript has 6 exons. NCBI's taxonomy places the organism in Eukaryota, Metazoa, Arthropoda, Insecta, Hymenoptera, Braconidae. Gene Ontology annotation, molecular function: protein binding. The coding region runs from base 370 to 4431 and encodes 1353 amino acids. The record is from RefSeq and is a predicted model, not a curated record.
AACUGAAUUAUAAAAAAGCCAGUACUUAUUUCCAUCUAGCCACGUAAACACUGUGUGUGUCUAGUGUUUUUUUUUUUUUCUCUCAAAUUUUAAUUAUAUUUAAAAUUAUUAAAAAUUAAAUAUAUUGAUAUUUUAAUUAUUAUUAAUUAAUGUUUAAUUUAGUGAAAAUUUUGAUGUACAACUAGUUUAUUUAUUUAUUUUUUUUAAACAAAAAGAAAGCUUAUGUGUUUUCCUUAAGUGGAGUGAAAAGUGUCUGUGUACUUGAUGUAAAUAUAGAUCAAUAAAUAAUGUGUUGUAAAAUAAUGAAAAUAAUUUGAUAAAAAAAAAAGGAGUAUUGUCAAUUAAGAAAGGAUUUAUUAUCUUAUAAUUAUGAGAUUUUUAAUAUGGAGUUUAUUGUUGAUGAGUGUUGGGUGUAUCAAUGGACAAUGGCAACCAUGUGUAGAAUUAAAAAAAGAUUUACAAAUACCUUGUAAAUGUACAUUAUCAACAGAACGUAUAAAAACAAUUUAUAUGAAUUGUGAUAAUAUAAUAUUUACAAGAGAAAAUUUUGAAAUAUUAAAAAAUCAACCAAUAACAUCAAUAACAAGACGUAAUGUUGGUUAUCAAAAAAUUCCUGAUGAUUUAUUAAGUAUUGGAUUAAAUAUUGAUAAACUUGAUUUAAGUGAUAAUUUAAUAUAUCGUUUAAUGGAUAAUACAUUAAAAUAUACACCAAAUUUAAAAGAAUUAAAACUUGGUAAUAAUUUAUUAGGUGAUAAUUUAAAUCCAAUAUUUUCAAGUAAUGAAUUUCAUGAUUUAGAAAAAUUAAAAUUACUUGAUUUACAUGGUAAUGGAAUACGUAGUAUUGAAGAAGGUAUAUUUAAAGGAUGUUUUAAUCUUGAAGAACUUUAUUUGGAUGAUAAUAAUUUAUCAAUUGUACCAGCUGAUUCAUUAAAAGGACCAAAAAAAAUGAGAAUUUUAUCAUUAGCUGGAAAUAAUAUUGGUUUAUUACCACGUUUUGCGUUUGGAAAUCUUGGUGAAUCAUUACUUCGUGUUGAUUUAAGUAGAAAUGAACUUACCCACAUGGAAGACAAUUCACUGGCAGGUUUAAAUAAUCUUUUUUUUUUCAACAUAUCACGCAAUGAAUUAACUCGUUUCAACAGUGAUGUAUUCAAAGGUGCUAAUAAUUUACUACAAUUAGAUUUAUCAAUAAAUUUUCUUCAAGAAUUUCCAACAGAAGCAUUUCGACAUCUUGAGCGAUUAAAAUUUUUAAAUUUAUCAAAUAAUUUAAUUACCGAAAUUGAAAGAACACAUAUUGCUGGAUUAAUAGAACUACAAGUACUUGAUUUAAGUAGAAAUAAUAUUGGAAGACUUGGUAUAAAUGCAUUUGCAAAUUUAUCAUCAUUAACACGUCUUGAUUUGAGCUUAAAUUAUUUACGAACAAUUGAAGAAUCAUCAUUUGAAGGUUUAACAAAUUUAAAAUGGUUAUCACUUCAAGAUAAUAAUAUAUUAUUAAUACCAGCAACAGCAGUUAAUAGAUUACCAUCCCUAACACAUUUACAUGUUGAAUUUAAUAGAAUUGCUGCAUUAUCAAAUGAUUUAUUACGUUCAACAUCACCAACAAUUGUAUCAUUAUCAUUAACAAGAAAUCUCAUACGUGAAAUACCAGAUAAUAUGUUUAUUAAUUUUAAAAAAUUAAUUAACAUUGAAUUAUCUGGUAAUAUGUUAUCAACAAUUAAUCAAAAAACAUUUACAAAUAUUGAUGAUAAAUUAUUAAAUCUUGAUAUAUCAAAUAAUCGUAUAACAACAAUUGGACAACUAAAUUUAAAAAAUUUACUAUCAUUAAAUAUUGGUGAAAAUUUAUUAAAACGUAUAACACCAGAUACAUUUAAAAAUUUAAUAAAAUUAAAAUAUUUAAAUAUAAGUAAUAAUCCAUUACAAGCAUUUCCACCAAUAUUUCCAUCUUCACUUGUAACACUUGAUGCAUCAUCAACAAAUUUAAAAAUAUUACCAACAAUAUUAUUUAUAAAUUUAGAAUCACUUGUUAAAUUAAUAUUAUCACAUAAUAACAUACAAGAAAUAAAUGAAGGAACAUUUAAAAAUCUCAAUAAUUUAACAAUACUUGAUUUAUCAUAUAAUGAAAUUAAAAAAAUUCAUAAUGGUGGAUUUAAUGGAAUAAAUAAUAUAUAUGAAAUAAUAUUAAAAGAUAAUAAAUUAACAUCAUUUUCAAGUGAUCCAUUUGAUGAUACAACAAGUCAAUUAGAAAUUAUUGAUUUAUCUAAUAAUUUAAUUGAUAAUUUAUCAACAAAAACAUUUAUCAUACACACAAAAUUACGUGAAAUUAAUUUGAGUAAUAAUAAAUUAUUAAAAUUUACAAAUGAAUAUAUAAAAACAUUGGAGAACAUUGAAAUAAUAAAUUUAUCAAAUAAUUUAUUAAAAAUAAUUGAUGAAUUUACAUUUUCACAAAUUGGAAAAUUACGUAUACUUGAUUUAUCAUAUAAUAAUAUUGAAGCAAUUGAUGAAUUAUCAUUUCAUAAUUCAACCCAAUUACAAAUAAUAAAUUUAUCAUAUAAUAAAAUUGAUAAUUUAAAUGAAAGAACAAUGGAAGGUAUAUUACGUUUAGAAUAUUUAAAUCUUUCAAAUAAUAAUUUAACAUCAUUACCAGAAACAAUAUUUGAUAUAUCAAGAAUUCGUAAUAUUGAAAAAAUUAAUUUAUCAUUUAAUAAAUUUAAUGAAAUACCAAUACGUUCAUUAACAAAACAACUAUUAUCAUUGAAUUAUUUAAAUAUUGCUAAUAAUAAAAUUGUACAAGUAUUUACACAAGAUAUAAUUGGUAGUUUAAAAAUAUUAGAUUUAUCAAGCAAUCCAUUAAGUGAAAAUUCAAUAAAUGAAAUAAUUGGUAAAGCUAAAAUAUUACGUUCAUUAAAUUUACAUAAUACUGGUAUUAAAAAAUUACCAAGAUUUGAAACACCAUUUUUAAAAAUAUUAAAUUUAUCUGAUAAUGAAUUAAGUAAUAUUAAUACAAGUGUACUUGAACGUACAACAUUAUUAGAAUAUCUUGAUAUAUCAAAUAAUAAAUUAGAAAAUUUAACAAAUUUAUCUACAACAUAUAAAUUAUUACCAUCAUUAAAAUAUCUUGAUAUAUCUGGUAAUGAUCCAAUGAUUAUAAAUGAAUAUACAUUUGAUGGUCUUGAUAAAUUACGUUAUUUAAAAAUGUCAAAUUUAAAUACAACAAAAAUUGAAAAAAAUACAUUUAAAUCAUUAAAUAAAUUAAAAUUAUUAUCAGCAUAUAAUUAUCCACGUCUUGGAUAUUUUGAUGUACCAAAAAUAAUAAAAGAAAUGCCAAAUUUAGAAAUAUUAGAUAUUGAAAUAAAAGAUACAAAUAUUGGUAAUGAUUAUUUAACAAUUAAAUUACAUCCAAGAUUACAUGAUAUAACAUUACGUGGUGAACGUUUAAAAAAUAUAUUAUCAAGUAUACUUGUUGGUAUACGUACAAAUGAAUUAAAUUUUUCAUUAAAAAAUUCAUCAAUUGAUUCAUUACCUGGUUCAUUAUUUUUUCCAAUACCAAGAUCAACACAUGUUAGCUUUGAUAUAUCUGGUAGUAAUUUUUCAACAAUAACACAACAAUUAUUAACAUCACUUGAUGAAAGAAAUGGUAUGGUUAAAUUUGAAGGUUUACAAACAAAUCCAAUUAAUUGUGAUUGUCAAUUAAUAUAUUUUUGGAAAUGGUUACGUAUUAAUAAUCAUGAAAAUAAUAUAAAAUGUAAAUAUCCAGAAUAUUUGCAUGAUAAAUAUAUCAAUGAAUUAACAGAAGAAAUGUUAACAUGUGAUAAAGAAUUUAAUUUUAAAAAAUUACUAUCAUCAACAACAACAACAACAACAUCAACAUCAUCUGGAUUAACAUCAUCAUCAUCAACAGAAUCAUCAAUAAAAUCAUCAAGUAGAUCAACAAUUUUAUCUGAACCAGAAAUAAUAUGGACAGUUGCACCAACAACAAUAAAUAAAAAUAAUAAACAUUAUAAUGAUAUACCACAAAUAAUGACAGCAUCAUCAAUGACUGAUGAUACAUUAAUAAUUGGUAUUGUUGGUGGUGUUGUUGCAUUUAUUGCAAUAAUAAUAAUUGUCAUAUGUAUUUGUCGUUUAAAAUGGAGUACAGAUAUUAAUGAUACACAUAUGGCUGCAAUUGCUGCAUCUGGUAUGCAUGAUCCAUCAAUGAUUAGAUCAGCAAGUAUUUAUUCUGGUAAAAUUCCACAUGAUGUUUAUGGUGGUUCAUAUCCAUCAUCAACAUUAGGACAUGCUAAUCAACAAAAUGGACAUAAUAUACCAGUACAAAUGAUGCCUUAUAUACAACCAAUGCAUGUACUUCAUUCAACACCACCACAACAAAUUUAUUAUGGUGAAAAUGGACCAGUACCAAUGUACAUGUGUACACAAGAUGAUAAAUUUAAUCGAUAAAAAUGUGUUUUUUUUCUUUUUCUUUUUUUUAAAUAAUAAUAGAAACCA